This is a messenger RNA of Ornithodoros turicata, 10218 nucleotides long. RefSeq lists its product as uncharacterized. Gene Ontology annotation, molecular function: calcium ion binding; protein binding; calcium channel activity. Gene Ontology annotation, biological process: detection of mechanical stimulus. Gene Ontology annotation, cellular component: membrane. Lineage: Eukaryota; Metazoa; Arthropoda; Arachnida; Ixodida; Argasidae. The transcript has 41 exons. Bases 351 to 9416 code for a protein of 3021 amino acids. The record is from RefSeq and is a predicted model, not a curated record.
UUGAGAUGCGCCGAUGUACCCCUUCAGCAUCGGUGACCUUCACACUCGACACUGUCCACCGCUCAAGCGUCCACAUGUUGCCAUGGAGACAACGUGAAAACAGACGACCAUCCGAAACGACGUCCUACCUGCGAUUCAGUCCUCGGUUUGAACCCGUAGCACGAGGUGGUACUAUCAUACACGAGCAUUAGUCCUAGCAGUCGGUGCCGAGGACUGCUGAGGAUUACGUAUAGUGCUUAGUUGUCAACGGGCUGAAGUGCGCUGAAGUGACAGUAGUGUUGUAAGCGAGGAAGCUGAUUGUCUCUGCGACGACUUCAGCGUCUACAAAGUCCAUAAGGUCCAGGAAAGGAAUGAUGCGCAGUGGCGCGCCGCUGCUCUUACUGGUGGGUGUAUCCUUGCUCGCAGCCGUCCUGAAACCUGGUUGGUGUCUGAAGAACGGGGACUGUUUGAAGCCGGAGUCCUCGUCUUACUUCCAGUUGUCGCCAGGUGGUUACAACCCUGAUAAAGGCAUCGAUGGCGUCCGCUGUCGUGCCUUGUGUGCUUCCAUCUCGGCACCCUAUUCUGGCGUUCAGGGCAAGAAAUAUUGCCUUUGUUCAGAUGAUCCCUUCGCUGAACGGCUGACGGCGACCAAGAAAGCAGUAUGCGACCAAGGGGAACAAUUCUCGACGCGAUUCUUCCACUCGGACUUGUUCACACCCAUCGAAGGUCUGCGCGUCAUCCCAUCUUCGUCCGUGGUAAACGUGGGAGAAGAAGUGUCUUUCCAUCUGACGGCGACGUCUGGCAAAAAUGCUACGGUGGCUUUCAACUUCGGCGACGGAGGCGAUGGAACCCGCGGAAACCUCAAGUCGGAGCCCAAGUACGUCUACUGGAAACCUGGAACUUACUCCGUCGUCGUGCUGGCCACGCCUCAGGGGGCGUCAGAUCUGUUCACCGUCCGAGCUCAGACGAUGGUCGUCGUCACAACGGCCCCGGAUGAGGACUCGGUGUCGUGGCACUGUCCCGAACUCGUGGAACCCGGCACGGGGUUCACCUGUUACCUGAGUGUCAGAGCUGGGUCGGACAUGUUGGCCGACAUCGAUCCAGGAGAUGGCACGCGCAGAUACACCGUCACCGUACCAGAUGUCGUGCCUUACACCCUGGGUGAGAGGGUUCCUCAGUUCAAGACUCCGAACGUCAUCCUCGAUGAAGAUGACAAUGCCGAUUCGGCUGUUCUACCCAACACGAGGGUCACCCAUUCGGCCAAUAUGACUACCGUGCUCGGCUACGGCAGCGUGGCGGGAAAACUGGAUCUACUGAUCCUCCGCCCAACAUGUCAGGGCUGCAGUUCACUGGGCAACAACGUCACCUGUCCCGACGGUGAAUACUUGUGCUCUCAGGAAGUAAGCUGCUUGCGAAGUGACCAAUGUCCCAAACGGAACGUCUACUCCAUCUACAAAGUCAUCGAAACAGUGUCCAUUGUUGUUGUCAAGGGGUACUUCGUCUUUCAGCUGCCCAAUCCCAUCGCUGUUGUCCCUGGUGACAUUCUCGGAUUCACAACGUCAGGAGGACGCUUAGCCUACCGUCGCACUUUAAACGGUGAACAGGCUGAUCUUAUCAAACGCAAUGUCCUCAAAGGCCAAGCCGUCCGGACGGACGACCUUCUGGAGAAUGAGCAACGCUUCUACAUUGGAGCCUUGCUUUACACGGCCGUCAACCUGACCUAUGACUACAAGUAUCUUGUCCCCGGUGCCUACGAGUUUAGAGUUGGUGUGCGGAACAAACACCACGACACCCUCGUCCGCAAGAUGGCAGACGUGAGCAGUCAGGAGAAACUGACGGCGUUUCGACUGGACGUGUCCAGGAACCAGGUUCCCACGGGAACCGAAGUUGAGAUCAUUGCCCGGAUGUUCGGCGGGAGCGACAUCACCAUGGUGUGGAGCUUCGGAGACGGUCACACCACCACGCAAAUAGUCAAAACCGUUACUAUGGGUGAGAAGUUCUACAAGACCCACAUCUUCAACGAGCCAGGCCAAUAUGUGGUGCAAGUAAACUCUUCCAACUUGCACGGGAACUUCGUCGCCAGGCGUGGCAUCUCGGUACAGAGGCCAGUCACUGAGGCCUGGGAACUUUUCACAAACUCCCCCGUCAUCUUACCAGAUGCGGUUUACCUGACGCUAACCUACCCAAAGACUGAGAAACUACCAACUGACGCCAUGGCACGCGUCGAGUUCGGCGACAAGCAGAAGGCCAAGUGGAGGGUACCGAACGAGUCACCCGAGAAGGUGACGCAGAAGUUCACCCAUGUCUACCACAAGCCUGGAUUCUACCAGGUGUCCAUCAACAUCUCGAACCUCAUCUCCUCCUACAUCCUCAACGCCAAGAUUGAGACGGCAACGCGAACAACAGGCCUCGUGGCUAAGGUCCAAUUCCAGCCAACGGACGAUGCACCUUUCCAAAGUGGAUUGGGAUCUACCAAUGAUAUCUUCCCAACGACACGUCCGGUCACAUUUUUCGUGAAGACAGCUACCGGUGUCGUCGAGCAGUACAUAAUCGAAACAGCAAAAGGACGUCUACUCACAAACGGAACAGGAAAGCAACUGCGCUACACGCUCAACUUCCCCGAGGCUGGUCAACACGACAUCUUCGUCUACGCUUGGAACCACGUUCAGCAACGGACGGACCCAUUCGUCGUCAGCUUUCGUACGAUGGAACCUAUUGAAGGCCUGGAAGUGUACAUGAAUGAGACUACGCCCAAGACAGAACACAUUCGAAACUUCAUGGUCUCUUUCGACCUAGCCGGUACGGACACUUGCGUCAUCGUCGACUACGGCGACGAGACUCUCCGUCGUGCUUACGGUUCGCGCUCUCAGUGCUUCACGCGCUACAGACCGGAGCAGUUCCAACACGAAGGAGAUCUAGAGAACCCUCUGUGGCUACAGAACAUCUACGGAAGAGGCGAAGACUAUGUCUUCAGUCUCGUGGCCUUCAACGAUAUCAGUGAAGCCAGUUCUGUGUUCAACUUUACGGUCAACGACGAACCGUGCAAGCCUCCGAUCAUCAAGAUUCGUAACCAGGUGCUGGAUCCAAUCAAUGCCACAGUGUUCUACAGGCUACGGGCUGUAGAACUGUACACCCUGACCCUGGUGGAAUGUAACAUCUCCAUCGACGUAACACGAGCGUGGCAGGCAUUUCAGCUGAACGACACUGGAGGAACCAUGCGAGAACUGGAUCUCACGCCGCUUGACUCAAGAACAAAGUCAAUGCUUUACGUGCCAGAGUUCUUCUUCGAUCCUGGUAUCUACAGGCUUCGGUACAACGUCAACAUGAGCGCUCCCCGAGCCAGGCCUCCGUUCUACCAUAGACGCUUUGCAGAGACAUAUAUUGAGAUGAAACCUUCGCCCCUUUUGCCUCAAAUGGCGGAAGGCGCCCAGUCGAGAGUGACCCGUGGGUUCCCUCAAACACUCACGCUGAACCCUGGGAAUUAUUCCAUCAAUCCGGACGAUCCCUCAGAUAAGAAUUUCACAGUCACGUGGUUCUGCCGGCGCGUACCAGGCGAAGUAAUCAACCGGACAGUAUCCGACGAGGAACAAAACGUGACGCAGCCACUGUACCACCGACUCGAGCUGCUCGACAACAUCACAGCCCAGGGACACGACUUUGACGUCCAGGGAUUCCUAGCCAAGGAAGAGAUGGAAGACCUUGGAGGGUGCUUCGGCAGUGGGCCAGGCCGAGUAAACAUAACAGGCGGUGCCUUGGAGUGGAGCACGAUUCUUUUCUACAAGCCAAAUGCCACCUACGAAGUACUGGCCAAGAUUGAGAAAGACGACCGGCCUCCAUCGUGGGGAGCGGUGCAAGUGGUGCUCAUGGAAAAAGUGCCACCAUCCAUAAGCGUACGGUGUCAAACCGAAAAACUCUGCUACCCGAACGACCCUAUUGGACAGAAGAUCAACCCCGUCCGCGUGGGUCUCAUCGGGCUCUGCAUCGAGAACUGCGAAGGUGAAAUGGUCUACAGCUGGGAGGUCUUUGGAAGCGACAACGACACCGAGGUCUUCCUUGAAGACGCCAGAGACUUCCUCGUGGGCGCUGCGGAGCAGAAGAUGGCUUUAUCGGACGACUUCUUCAAGGUUUACUACCCAAUGUUUGGAGACUUCGUUGCCCGACUGACGGUGACCAACCAAUGGGGCGUCACCGGGGUGUCUGAUCUCUUCUUACACAUCAACAAGCCACCAGAAAAUGGGAACUGCCAGUUUGAGCCUGAAGAAGGCAUGGCCUUGAUGGACAAAUUCAAAGCCAGCUGUUCAGAUUGGACUGAUCCGGAAGGCAUCGAAAUCGAAUUUUUCGCCUUCUGGGUGCGAAACAUUGAAAACGAAGCGCUGACGUUCCUCAUGUAUGGACCGGACAGCGAGGUUACACUGAUUCUCCCGUACGGAGAGUUCCAGGUGGGAGCUGAUAUCAAAGACAAAGAGGGCGCCACCACACGGGUCAACAUCACUACUAUCUCGACGAUUCUGCCCACAAAGCAAGACUUUGAACGUUACCUGAACGACCGCAGCCUGGACAACGCGGACGCAGCCGGUGAUCAGGCACGGAUGAACCAAAUGUCGCAAGCCAUUUCAUCCCUGAUGAAUGUUCGGCUUCCGGACGAGUUUGAGAACGAGAUCAACUAUUCUGAUCCCGAUGUCCUGGACAGGGAAAUGGAAGAACAAGCCCUUCUACGAGCCAAGAUGGUGCGAUCUGUGUCCAGUAUUAUGAACGUGGACACCUUGAGCAGCUUGGAACAAGUCGGUAGUGCGCUCACAGCUAUCGCGGGCGACGGCAGCGGUGUGGACAAUGAAGGAAAGGAUAUUAUAAUAAGGCUUCUGCAAAAGACAGUGAAGCUUGCCUCGAACCUGAAAGUGGAAGCACCGCAGCAGCUCCUCGACUUCUGCAUGUACGCUGUUGGUACCAUGGGUGGUAUCGUCGCCAGGAUGACUCAACAACUAAUUCAAGGUGUGGUCAUGCCCACUGACCGCGCCAAGGCCGUCAACAUCGAGUAUGACACGGAGAUCGCCCUCGAAGGAGAACCCGAAAAAGAAAGCCUAUUCGACGGAACAGUGCCUAUGGACGUCGCCUUGGCACGUGCUGUUGUUUUGAGGGAAAGACAGUUUGCCGAGAAACAGAUCACGACGAUGGUCCAGCUCACCAUCGACCUAGUGCUGGCCAUCCUACGCAACAUCAUCGUGGGAGAGAAGCCCUUGGAAUUCUUGGCUCCCAGCGGUCUCGGCUUGACCAUCUCAAUGUUCAGCGGUGGAGCUCUAAGUGGCCGAGGCAUUCAGCAUGGCGACGCCGUGUACAUAUUCCCGGACGUCUGCGAUAUCCUAGCCAGCCAACCAUCCUGCGCUGGCAACGAGACGCUGGGAGUGAUGGCCGUGUCCUGGCCCUCGAUCCUUCAGUCCUUUGGAGGCAGCGUAGAUGUCUUAUCGAACGACACCAAGACUCUGCAGCUGGUCGUCCUGGACGAGAACCUCUUUCCGAUAGACGUCAGCAACACGACCAACUACUUCGAGAUAAUCGUUCCCCGUAAAGGAGGAUCGGAAGAUGGAACGGGAUUGCCAGAGCCAACUGAAUUUGCGCCAACGAUCAAGUGGAACGAAGAAAUGGUGUAUCACCAGUUCGUUGUCCCCAAGCCUGAUUCUGCGGUCAACAUCGAGAUCACACCGCAUGACCCAUCGGCACAGUUCCUGGUAUACAUCCGCCACAGAGAGAAGCCUCAAUUGAAUGCCUAUGACGUGAUGGUCAACCUUUCUACGAUACGGAGCACAAACGGAACAUACGACAUCUUCAUGGACAACUCAAUGGUGGACAACCGUACCGGGUUCUUUUACUUGGGCAUCGUGCAGCCCAACGGCACGGUACCCGAAUUCGACAUGGACGAACCCGUCAACCUGACAGCCUCGGAAGUCAGCAGGGAGUUCACCUCAAACUAUUCCGUUCGCAUCUACACUUCGGGCUGCUACUUCUUCCACUCACAGAAGAAGAUAUGGUCUGCAGAAGGGUGUUUUGUCGCCAACGCUAACUACGCCCUUACCAGAUGCAAGUGCAACCAUCUGACAUCAUUCGGCAGCGGGUUCUUCGUCAUGCCGAACACGAUCGACUUCUCGUACGUGUUCGCCAACGCUGGCUUCGCCGAUAACGUGACCAUCUACAUGACGGUCAUCGUCACCCUUUUCAUCUACUUGCUGGUCCUCAUAUGGGCUCGGUACGAAGACAAAAAAGACGUCGAAAAGCUCGGAGCGUCGCCUCUCCAAGACAACGACCCGAGGGAUAAAUACAUCUACGAAAUUACAGUAUUCACCGGAGAGAAAGAGAAUGCAGCAACCGAUUCCAAUGUGUUCUUUAUUUUGUCGGGCGACGACGACGAGACCGAAGUCCGCACUUUCGGAGAUCAAAAGCGAAAAAUCUUCCGGCGCGGAGCGUCCGACGUCUUCGUCAUGACUGCACCCAGGUCACUCGGACGACUCAACUACAUGCGGGUCUGGCACGACAACAGCGGGAAGGGAAGCAUGCGAUCCUGGUACCUGCGCUUCAUCUCGGUCAGAGAUGUUCAGACAAACGCCAGAUACGAUUUCAUCGCGAACAGGUGGUUCGCUGUAGAGAAGGAGGACGGAAUGACCGACCGGCUCCUACCAGUAGCCGGCAAAGACGAAGCGACGGAGUUCAACCACUUGUUCAAGCUCAAGUCCCAGAAAAAUCUCGCAGACGGCCACCUGUGGUUCAGCGUGUUCAUGCGUCCACCAAAGAGUCGUUUUACCCGAUGUCAACGAGUGUCAUGUUGCGUGGCCCUACUCUAUCUGUCCAUGCUGGUGAAUGCAAUGUGGUAUGGUCGGGUGCCUUCGAAACCGUCAGCGUCUGCUGUCAAUUUUGGACCUUUCUCGCUGAGUCCGGAACAAGUAGGCGUGGGAAUUUUGGCCAAUCUCAUCGUGUUCCCGCCAACCUUCCUGAUGAUCACACUCUUCCGAAAAUCCCGCCUUCGAACGAAGAGACCCAAUCGUAUUACGGAAGCCCUGAAGCAGAAAAGAGACUCAGUGGUGGUCAGUCGAGCUUCAUCCGCUCAACCCCUGGUGCGCAACCAAGCCAAGACCGAGUCCACAAUGGCGCUCACCAAAGACAUGUCCGAUGUGUUCGACGAAAAUAUCACGAGGACACGCCGUCAGCUACGGGUCAAGAAGAAGAAAUCAAAAUUCAUGUUCCCCUGGUGGUGUCGCUACGUUGCCUGGUUCUUAUGCCUAACCUCCAUUUUCGUUUCAAUCUUUAUCAUCUGGGCAUACGGCGUUCAGUUCGGCGACGAAAAGACGCGGAAGUGGAUAACGUCGCUCUUGGUGUCCUUCUUCAUGUCUGUGCUCGUCACACAACCCAUUAAGGUAUUCCUCCUUGCUAUCAUCUUCUCUGCCUUGUUCAAGUCUCCUGAUAAGGAUGACGACGACGGCGAUGACGAUGAAGAACAACCAGAACUUCCGGACAACGAGGAGUGGCUACACCAAGGCACAGAAAACACCCAGGGCGGCAGACGGAAACGACUGUACAAGCCGCCGACGAGCGCUGAACUUGAACGACUUCGUGACGAACGCAUGCGGGAAAUCAAGAUGUCAACUGUGAUCCGAGAGAUCGGAUCCUACCUUCUCUUCCUGUGGCUCCUCACCGUGCUGUCGUACGGCAACAGAGAUCCGAGCGCUUACUUCAUGCAGCAGAACCUGCACAAGCAGUUCGUCGAAAACGGAAACUUCCUAGAGAUAACAAGUCCUGACCAGUUCUGGAAGUGGGCGAGAGAGGUGCUCGUUCCAAACGUCAAGGUAGGACCCUGGUACAAUGGCCAACAGCCGUUUGGCCUUCGAGGGUUCCUAGCGGACCGCGUGAAUCGCAUCAUGGGCUUCGCGUCGCUUCGGCAGGUGCGAGCAAAACCAAAUUCCUGUCGCGUUGAAAAGCUUAUGCGUAACAUCGUAGACAGCUGCAGAGGACAAGCCGGACUCCUCAACAUAGACAAGCAGAGUUACCUACCAGGCUGGCAAGAAACGGUACCCGACGACGUCAAAAACGACAAGAGCAAGAUUGACGAAUGGCACUACAGACGCGCUAAAGACCUUGACGGCCUACCGUUCUGGGGAAAGCUAGACGUAUACGGCGGAGGAGGGUUCCUGGUACCUCUACGAGGCAGCAACGACAAAAUCAUACAAAAACUUAACGAACUCGAGAAGUCCGACUGGAUCGACGGAGGCACACGUGCAGUAUUUGCCGAAUUCAGCGUCUACAACGCACAAGUCAACCUCUUCGGCGUGGUCACCAUCGUUGCCGAGUUCCACCCAGGUGGCGGCAUCGUCGCCAACUCUCGAAUCGACCCGAUCCGCUUGAUGCGUUAUCACCAAGGCUUCGGCUUAUUCGUCCUUUUGUGCGAGAUAUCUUUCAUUGGGUUCAUCAUCUAUUUUUCGGUGAGAGAGUUCAAGAGCUUCCUCAAUCUCCGCAUGGAUUACUUCCGCAGCUACUGGAACUUGGCCGAGCUGGUCGCGUUAGGCCUAUCUUAUGCCGGCAUGUUCUUCUACAUAUCCCGAAUGAUCGUCACCAAUAAGAUACUUAAGACCUUCUCUAGAAGCCACGGAAAUGGAUACGUCAAGCUGCAAGUCGUCGCAGCCAUCGACGAAGUGUUCGGCUACAUCAUGUCCUUCCUCAUCUUCAUCUGCAUACUCAAAUUCACGAAGCUGCUUCGUUUCAAUAAGAGGAUCGGUAUCCUGUACAGUACCCUGGCGCAAUGCUCCAGGGACCUCAGUUCCUUCUUCGUUGUUUUCUGGGUUGUCUUCUUCGCCUUCGUUCAAGUCUUCUACGUUGUACUCGGCAGUCUGAUGGCAGAAUUCUCGACCUUCAUCACAGCAGCCGAAACAUCCUUCGACAUGAUGAGAGGCCAGUUUAAGUUCGAGGACAUCGCAAUGGCGUCGCCUUACAUCGGACCUUUUGUGUUCUUCGUCUUCGCGUUGGUCACAUCUGUGAUCCUUCUCAACCUCUUCGUCACCCUAAUCAUAAGCUCGUUCCAGUCUGUGAAAGAAGACAUUGAAAAACAAUGCAACGACUUCGAAAUCGUCCAGUUCAUGGGAAAGAAGAUCAAGGGAUUCUUGGGCAUGGGCAGCGCCAACUUGGACCCGGAAGCACAGGCACCAACGUUGGAUCAGCAGAUCACAAACUUCCCGGAGAAAGUGGACAGACUGUUGUAUUACAUCAACGACGUCUACUUUGGCGGCACGCUCAACUUGGACGGCAAGAAAGCGCUGAGGGCGCUCUACAAGGCACCAGAACAGGCGUCGCGUCAGACCGCACCACAGAGUACGAUGCUGGACUGGAUGGAGGUCUCGGAGCCUCAGGGCCAAGAAGAACCGGAAGAAUCAUUGCCGCGAAGGAGGAGGCGGAGGUAUUGAGAAGCAGUGAACGAAAGAUCUGUUGCUGGUAUACCGUCACCUCAUGAGGCUUUGCUUACGGUCAGAGCGGCACAGUUCCCUGCUUAGAACUGUAAAAGCCGAUCCCUCACUCGCCUUCAAAAAUCACGUGGUCUGUGAAGGGCUCCUUGAAAGCCACCAUUUUGAGAGUUGUAUCGGCUUAAUGUAGCAAUAAUUCGCAGCUUUCUGACUAAGCGCACACCCAGAAGGACGACCUUUAGUACCAUAAUUCAGAGAAUAGCACCAAGAUGGCUACAUAUUAAGCAAGCACAUAUACCGCCGUCCCGUUGGCGAAGCUUCGUAUGGUGACUGUACGUUCGCUGGAUGAGUUUGAGCUGGAUAUGAAUCGUGUACAAAAUACCGGUACAGAAUGUCCGGUAUACCAAUCAAUAGUUUAAUGUCCCUAUACGGUCUUCACGCUAGUUUACGGUCACUAAUCGAUAUCAUGAGUUAUGCAUCCGAAACCUGAUAGUCCAUAAACCGGAUAGUAGACCUAAACUAGAAUACCCGAUCGUCCCGCAGCGAUUAUUACUAGGACAUUCGUGGGAUGUCCUGUGGAGACCUGGCAGAUGAUAGAGCUCCACUGAGGAGAACAACGUGGCCACGUAUCGUCGUACCGUUAUGUUGUUUUCUGUAGGACUUCUCUAUAGUUUGUUGUUUCAGGGAACCGCGUUACCCCGCCCUGCAGCGUGGGCAAGUGAAUGUACCGCAUUCCUAGUACUUGUUGCAUUCCACAUUGUGGUACACGUAAAUAUUGUAAAUAAAUAUAGUUACAACUGCAAUA